CUUAUGGUGCAAGGAGUGUUCUAUGGAUGGCUAAGGAAAAGCUUAGUUGGCACUGAUCCCUCCUUUCCAUAUAGACGUAGCUUACAUUAGACAGCAAAUAGUCUGUUAUGCAUCGUAAAUAGUGCGUGUUUACAGAGCAUAGUGGAUGCAUGUUUAGCCAUGCGAUGAGGCCAGUGCACUUUGCAAGACUUGUGCUGCAGAGAGCCUCCGCAGAUCCCACGACCUGUUGCUGACAAGCUGGGAGAAGGAGAGGUGAGAGCCGCUUGAGAAGGGUAGCCUACUGCCUUGGAGACGAGAGCCGGUGGUUUCUUCACCCGGGAAAUCAUGCAGUUUGCAAUCUGGCUGGUUGGACUAAUGUGUCAUCUGUCAGCACUUGUCCGGAACUCCUUGGAAUACCGAUUGCAUCCGAAACAAGAAAGUUUCAUCAAACAGUUGUCAUCCUAUGAAAUUAUCACCCCGCUGCGGAUAAAUGAUUUCGGAGAAUCAUUCACCCACAAGUUUCACUACAAAAGGAAACGGAGAAGUGUUAAUUCUGAUUAUUCGAAUGGUUUAAGUGCUCACUACAGAAUUGAGGCAUUCGGACAACGCUUUCAUCUCAAUCUAACCGCCGACUCCGGUUUUAUUGCCCCCACGUACACUGUGACACACUUGGGAGCGGAACACAGCAACGGAACGGAGUCCCGACAACAAGAAGACAGCGAUAUACGGCACUGCUUUUUCCGCGGACACGUCAACGCCAAGAUUGAAUCCACUGCAGUCUUCAGUCUGUGCACAGGUCUUAUCGGGACAUUUACCACCCAGCAUGGUGAAUACUUCUUAGAGCCCCUGAUGAAGGCGGAGGAGGGGGAGGAGUACGACGAGGAGCACAACAAACCUCACCUCGUCUACAGACAGGACAGGAAGAGGAGAGAGGGCCCUGCCAGUGAACCCACACAACCCUGUUCAGCCUCUGGGGAAGGAUCGGAAAGGCCAGUUGUCAAUCUUCAGAGCGAUAGGAGUAUGGGAGAAGAGUUGGAUUCCCUGAGAGAUAGAAUGGACAUCCACCACUCCGGUUACGAGAUAGACCACACGACAGAACACCAUGUAGACAACCACACCACCAACUCCUCAGACCCCCGUCACAGAGCCCCGUCCAGGCAGAAGAGGUUCCUCUCGUACCCCCGCUACGUGGAACUGAUGCUGACUGCUGAUGUCAAGAUGGCGCGCCACCACGGACGCAACCUCGAGCACUACAUCCUAACAAUCAUGUCAGUAGUUGCUGCGGUCUACAGCGACCCAAGUGUAGGAAACCUCAUCAACGUCAUGAUUGUCAAGCUGAUCGUCAUCCACAAUGAACAGGAUGGGCCCUCGAUCAAUUUCAAUGCUGCUACUACCCUCCACAACUUCUGUGUCUGGCAACAGACCCAAAAUGUCCAGGACGACAGUCACCCUUCCCACCACGACACCGCACUCCUCAUAACAAGGGAAGACAUCUGCCGAGCGAAAGACAAGUGUGACACAUUGGGGCUGGCGGAGCUGGGGACCAUGUGUGACCCGUACCGGAGCUGCUCCAUCAGCGAAGAGAACGGACUCAGCGCUUCAUUCACCAUCGCUCACGAGCUGGGCCAUGUGUUCAACAUGCCCCACGAUGACAACCCCAAAUGCAGGGAGGCAGGCAUGAAGCACCAGUAUCACGUGAUGGCGCCCACCCUCAACUACGACACCAGCCCCUGGUCCUGGUCCAAGUGUAGUCGCAAGUACAUCACCGAGUUUCUGGACACAGGGUAUGGAGAGUGCCUAUUGGACGAGCCAGUGAGCAGAACGUACGAGCUGCCCAACCACCUCCCUGGUCAGAUUUACAACGCCAACCGGCAGUGUGAGCUCAUGUUUGGGCCCGGCUCCAUGGUCUGCCCUUACAUGAAACAAUGCAAGAGGCUUUGGUGUACGAGUGCUGAGGGGGACCAUAAAGGGUGUCGGACACAGCACAUGCCCUUGGCUGAUGGGACAGACUGUGGACAUGGAAUGCACUGCAGACAUGGGAAGUGUGUGAACAAGGUGCUGGAUCUGCGGCCGGUCCAUGGGGAGUGGGGCCCCUGGGGACCCUACAGUGUCUGCUCCAGGACCUGUGGAGGAGGCACCAGGAGCACCUCCAGAGACUGCAACAACCCUGAGCCCAGGAACAGAGGAAGGUUCUGUGUGGGUCGAAGGAUGAAGUUCCGGUCGUGCAACACUGAGCCGUGUCCCAGAGGACAAAGAGACUUCCGCGAGGAGCAGUGCUCUCAGUUCGACGGCAAGCACUUCAACAUCAACGGUCUACCUCCCACCGUCCGCUGGAUGCCCAAGUACAGCGGUAUUCUAAUGAAGGAUCGGUGCAAGCUCUUCUGUCGGGUUACCGGGACAAUGGCCUACUAUCAGCUGAAGGACCGCGUCAUCGACGGCACACCAUGUGGCCCAGACACCUACGACAUCUGCGUUCAAGGCCUCUGUCGGCAAGCAGGCUGUGACCAUGUGUUGAACUCCAAGGCGAAGAACGACAAGUGUGGAGUGUGUGGAGGGGACAACUCCUCCUGCAAAACCCUCGCUGGGACCUUCAACGACGCCGAGUAUGGUUACAACACAGUAGUUCGGAUCCCUGCAGGAGCCACCAACAUUGAUAUCAAGCAGGUCAGCUACUCUGGGAAGCCGGAGGAUGACAACUACCUCGCUUUAUCUGACAGCCAUUCUAACUUUCUCCUGAAUGGAAACUUUGUGGUGGCCAUGUUCAAAAGGGAAAUCACCUUCAAGGGAACCGUCAUUGAGUACAGCGGCUCAGACACCAAAGAGGAGCGCAUUAACUGCACUGAACGCCUUGAGGAGGAACUCAUCCUACAGGUCCUGUGUGUGGGGAACCUGUACAACCCAGACGUGCGCUACUCGUUCAACAUCCCCAUCGAGGAGCACAGGGAGCAGUUUGUGUGGGACCCCUCGGGCUCCUGGCUGGAGUGCAGCCGCGUGUGUCAGGGUGAGCGAUGGCGCAAGGCAGCGUGUGUGAGGAAGAGUGACCACCUGGGGGUUUCUGACCAGCGCUGUGAGCCUCUACCCCGUCCCAACGCUGCCACUGAGCCAUGUAACACUGACUGUGAACUCAGGUGGCACAUAGCAGGGAAGAGUGAGUGCUCUGCUAAGUGUGGCCCUGGCUACCGGACCCUGGACGUGCAGUGUAUGAGGUACAGCUCGCUGAAGAGGCAGAGUGAGAGGGUGGAGGGGAGGGCCUGUUCUGACCUACCCAAACCACAGGCCAGAGAGGCCUGCCACGGCGACUGUCUGCUCAAGAGCUGGCAGUACAGCACCUGGUCCCAGUGUUCUAAGACGUGUGGUCACGGGGCCCGUACCAGGGACUCCUACUGUAUGAACAACCUGGGGAGGAGACUGGUGGACAGGGACUGUAGUGACUCCCUGAGACUGGUCACCGAGAGCUGCAACGACCAGGCCUGCCCUGGCUGGUCAGCCAGCGAGUGGAGCGAGUGCUUGGUGACGUGUGGGAAGGGGAUGAGGCACAGGCAGGUGUCCUGUAGCAUGGGGGUAGGAGAGGAGAAGCUGAGCGAACACUUCUGUGACCCGAACGCUAAGCCUCCGGCUGUGGGGAGCUGUGAGCUGCCAGAGUGUGCCUCCUGGCAGGUCGGAGUCUGGGGACCGUGUGCGGUGACGUGUGGCCAUGGUUACCAGAUGCGGGCUGUGAGGUGUGUGUCAGGGGCAUAUGGUGACACGGUGGAUGACAGGGAGUGUAACGCUGCAUCCAGACCCAGGGACAGCCAAGACUGUGAGGUGGCACCAUGUCCCUGGGCCUCUCCUCAACACAGCACCGUCCGACCUGACAGCUCUGGUCAGUUCUUCACACAGUGGAGAUACGGCUCCUGGACCACGUGCUCUGUCUCCUGUGGGAAAGGGAAGCGUGCCCGUUACGUCAGCUGUCGGGACGCCCAGGGUGGAGUGGCAGACGAGUCCUACUGUGCCCAGCUGCUCCGGCCCCCAGAAUCCUCAGCCUGCUUCAGCCCGUGUGGCCAGUGGCGCUCCUGGGAGUGGUCUCCUUGUUCAGUGACGUGUGGUGUGGGCCGGGCCACCAGGCAGGUGGUGUGCAGUAACUACCACCACCAGGUGGACGAGUCCUUCUGCGAUCAGGACGAGAGGCCCAGCACAGAGCAGGAGUGUACAGGCGCCCCCUGCCCCUCCGUGUACCGCCAGAGGCCCAACGACCAGCCCUACAGCCCCCACGACCCCGCCAGCCACCCGGGACACAGCAGCUGGAACGUCCCCUCGGCAGACAACCAGUGGAGGACGGGACCCUGGGGAGGAUGCUCCAGUACGUGUGCGGGGGGCUUCCAGAGGAGGGUGGUGGUGUGUCAGGAUGCGGAGGGUCGCAGCACCAGCCACUGUGACCAGAGGGUCAAACCUGCCGAGUCCAAGAACUGCGACUCAGGACCCUGCCCUCUGUGGAACUACGGCGUCUGGGGAGAGUGUACCCAGACGUGUGGUGGAGGCAGGAGGACGCGCCAGGUGGUAUGCCAACGGCCCAACGGUCAAAGACUCAACGACCACAACUGUGACAUCCUGGACAAGCCUCCCGACGUGGAGCAGUGUAACCUGGACCUGUGCCCGGGCAGCGCAUCAUGGCACCGCCGACCAUGGAAGCCGUGUUCUGUGAGCUGUGGCCGUGGGACCAAGCAGCGGGAGAUAGCCUGUGUUUACCCAAACCAAACCCAAAUAGAGGAAGAUCACUGCAGUCAUCUGUCACGUCCCCGGACAGAAAAGGCCUGCCGAGCCCGGGGAUGCCCCAGCUGGAAAGCCAACAGGUGGAGCGAGUGCUCUGUCCCCUGUGGAGUAGGGGUCCAGAACAGAGAAGUGUACUGCAGACUGAAGGGUACAGGGCGGGUGAGAGAAGAGCUGUGUGGUGCCCACAACCAUCCUGCCACUGCCCAGCCCUGCCAGGCUACUGAGUGUCUCCAUUACACCUGGGCAGCCGGAGAGUGGCAAGAUUGUAACGUCACCUGUGGAGAGGGUAUGAGGAACAGGAAGGUUCUGUGCGUGGGGGCUGGGCUGACCCCUGUCCAGGAUGCCCUCUGUGACCCCUCGUCUUGCCCUGCCCUGCGCCAGCCCUGCAGCGGAGCAGCCUGCCACUACACGUGGAUGACAGGGGAGUGGUCACAGUGCUCUGCCAGCUGUGGAGUGGGCUACCAGCAGCGUAUAGUGUCCUGCUCCGUGAUGCCAUCCUCCCAGACCCUGCACCCAUAUGAUGCCCAGUCCGCUGCACAGUCCCGCCCCCACUGUCCAGAGCCCCACCCGCCUGGCACCAGACAGUGCCUCCUUAGGGACUGCCCACAAGCUGCCUACUGGAAAGUUGGCCCAUGGAGCAAGUGCUCCCAGACGUGUGGUGCGGGAGUGAUGGAGCGCAGGUUGGAGUGUCUGGCCUCUAAAGGCCAACCGUCCAAACACUGCCGUCCAGCCGAGAGGCCCGAGUCACGGGCCGCCUGCCGAGAGAGAGAGUGUCAGCUGUUCAUGUCCUGCAGAGAGGUCCAGAUGAGACAGGGAGUGAGGAUGGAUGGGGAGUUCUACCUGAAGGUCAAGUCCAGGAUACUGCAGAUCUUCUGUGCUGAGAUGCAGACUCAUUUCCCUAAAGAAUACAUUACACUGCGGAGUGGUCAGACAGACAACUACUCAGAGGUCUAUGGAUACAGGUUGCUGAACCCUUUUGAGUGCCCGUAUAAUGGCAGCAGAAGGCAGGACUGUGACUGCAGGAACGAUUACUCUGCAGCGGGAUACACUCUCUUCCACAAGGUCCGUCUGGACAUCAGCUCCCUGAGGAUAAUGACCACAGACCUGCGGUUCUCUCAGACCCUGCUUGGCCGUCCCGUCCCGUUCGCCACGGCGGGAGACUGUUACAGCGCUGCCAAGUGUCCUCAGGGCCAGUUUAGCAUCAACCUCAUAGGGACUGGUCUGAAGGUGGCUGAGGCAACCAAGUGGACCUCACAGGGCAACUAUGUCUCUGUCAAAGUCCACAGAUCAGAGGACGGGGCAAGAAUCUACGGUCGCUGUGGUGGCUUUUGUGGGAAGUGCAUUCCCCAGCCUCACAACGGCCUGCUGGUUCAGGUCCAGUAAGGGUCGGAGCAACGUCAGACCAGACAGUGAAACAGACACCAGACCAGAGCUUCCGGGGAUCCAAUGCACUUCAUUUGUGAAUGUGGCCACUAACUCCUCCCUUCAUCACCCCUUCCUCCCCACCCGGCAGCUACAACAUAGGGACAGCUCAAAGAAUGUCACUGAGUAGACCAAACAUUAGGAACACCUUCCUAUUAUUGAGUUGCCCCCCACAAACCAGUGCGCCUGGCACCUACCCUGUAAAUAUUCUGUCUUGCCCAUUCUCCAUCUGAAUGGCACACAUACACAAUCCAUGUCUCAAUUGUCUCAAGUGUCAAAAAUCAUUCUUGAACCUGUCUCCUUCCCUUCAUCUACACUGAUUGAAGUGGAUUUAACAAGUGACAUCAAUAAGGGAUCAUAGCUUUCCCCUGGAUUCACCUGGUCAGUCUGUCAUGAAAAGAGCAGGUGUUCUUAAUGUUUUGUACACUCAGUGUACACACCGCUAGCUAUGCAGGGUCCUUUAAAAGAAGACAAGACAACCUUAUUAUGUCCAUCCUCGCUAGUGUUAGUAAUUGUAGUGGUGACCAAUCUGCAUUGGAAUAUGAAAAGCAGAAUUUUUCAAACACUCUCACAUAUUCCAGCAUUGUACAGUCUCAAAGGGACACAAUCAUAUUUCUGGUCGGAAGUUGCAACACUGAGGUAGCCACUGCAUAGUACAGAGCUUAGGGAAGAAUCCUCUCAUGGUUGGAAGUGAGAUCUUCCUCAUCUCACUAAGGGACCAUUUUCUUAUGGCACUCAAAAGAAACAGGAAAUAGUCAUUAUAGAACUGGCACAACGUAUUUUUAUACUGUCAGCGAGGAAACUUUUUGUUCUUAAAAUGGAGCAUCUCGCUAAAUAUUUGAAUUGUAUUCGCUAAUAGUGUCAUGACACGUGGGUUAUUACGCAUUCCUGCCAAAAGGCUGUUUUUGUUGUGAUUAGAAUGAAUCCAAAAUGAUAGGAAGAAGAAAGCUACAGAUCAGAAGAUACGUCCAGACAUCGUUUUUUGGGAAAUAUUUGUUCACCAAUUAGUUGGCUAGGGUUUGUGUACUACUGUUGUUGUGCAUUCUUCUACUAAUGGUCACCCAGACUUGCCUUAUCUCAGAGGUCAAAGGUUACAGUGACACUGUUCAGAACCCAAUGUUACUGACUACUGACUGACACUGUGAUUAGAAUGAUAUCUCUAGCAGGUCAUAGAGAGACAACCAAUAGACACUAACUCAUUGGUGAUGUGGUCUGGGGAAAAAGAUUGGUUGUUUGUCCCUGGAAAACAGUUUGUUUAUAUAUUUAAAUGAAUUCAUAUGGUGGUAACUGUUGUCUACAUCAUUUAAGAGGUGGAAAGUCAAGGCCAAGCUCUCAUCUCCAGUCAGUAACUAGUUUGGCUUAGUUCACUUGUGACAUUGUUUUCCAGAACAUGUCUCUUCUAGGUCCUAUAGGUGCAUGCGACCCUACCUCUCACAAGCAUCCAUACUCAUGAGAUGUAUUUCAUUAUAUCGUCAGAUAUUUGUUUGACCAUAUUUAUACUGUAAUGAUACAUAGAUACAUGUUUUUGUACUACAAUGAAUACUAAAAGCUGGGACGUUAUUGUUUGGUUUACUGUUUGUUGCUGAAAAGGUAUUACAGUGUGUAGGGUGAGUAACUACUAACCUGAAAGAGGCUCUUUGAAUGGUGCUUUAAAAGCACUGACAUCACCACUAAUCUUGAGGGAACUCACUGUUGGCAUUCGAACUGCCAUUAGCUUCAUGCCUAGUGUAAAUGUACUACUACAGAAUAAUGCCAACAAUGCUUUGCAGAACAUGUCAUGGUCUUUUUAUUAAUGUAGCUUAAGACCAACCUGGAGGGUUGCCAGAUAUGCUGAACUACAUGAGGGAACCUGCCUGAAGUAGCCCUAUCAUCAUUUAGGUAAAUGGAACUCUUUUUCACCACUAUAACUGGGCAGAUUUGGCAACCCUGCCAUGCUGGUACUCCGAUGUUAAGCUUUAACCAAAGUUUCAUAGAUGCAGAUUAGAACUUUUGUCAGACAAUGCAGCUACUUUUGAUUUAAGAAAUGGUAGGUAGAAAACCCCUUACAAAAGUCAACGAGCAGCUAGAAAACCUUUGGCUAUCAUUCUUGUUUGAUAGGCAAUUAUACUAUGACGAGGUCUGUAUCAGAAAUUGAAAGAAUACUUGAUGCACUAUGUGCCAUAAAUUUUGUAGAAAAGUAAUCCUGUUUGUUUCUUUAAAAAAAAAUAAUAGUUAAGAUUUGUAACUUAUGAUGUAUGUUUAUUUUUUAAUAUUCGUGCUGUGUUUUGAAUGUAAUGGGAAUUGGUACUGAAUUGAACAAGAUGCUUGUUUGCUAUGUAUUAUCCAAAGAUGAUUUUAAGAAUCAUAUGUACUUACAGUGUGUAUGUCGGUUAUAUAAAAUGGAAUGAUCCUGGUGCUAUGGUCACUAAUUGUAAUUGUAUCAACAUCGUAGGUCUUGCUACUUUACUAAUACUGUAAAAUGAGAAAUAAUAAAAUAUUUUAAUGCUUUUCAA
Salmo salar (Atlantic salmon) is the source of this 8642-nucleotide messenger RNA. RefSeq names its product A disintegrin and metalloproteinase with thrombospondin motifs 20. The record is from RefSeq and is a predicted model, not a curated record. Gene Ontology annotation, biological process: extracellular matrix organization; proteolysis. Gene Ontology annotation, molecular function: zinc ion binding; metalloendopeptidase activity. NCBI's taxonomy places the organism in Eukaryota, Metazoa, Chordata, Actinopteri, Salmoniformes, Salmonidae. Gene Ontology annotation, cellular component: extracellular matrix.